Messenger RNA from Oryzias melastigma (Indian medaka), 5613 nucleotides. RefSeq names its product SNF2 histone linker PHD RING helicase (gene shprh). The record is from RefSeq and is a predicted model, not a curated record. Bases 497 to 5362 code for a protein of 1621 amino acids. Gene Ontology annotation, cellular component: nucleosome; nucleus. Gene Ontology annotation, molecular function: ATP-dependent chromatin remodeler activity; DNA binding; ATP binding. Gene Ontology annotation, biological process: DNA damage response; nucleosome assembly; protein polyubiquitination. The transcript is spliced from 30 exons. NCBI's taxonomy places the organism in Eukaryota, Metazoa, Chordata, Actinopteri, Beloniformes, Adrianichthyidae.
UCCAGGUCCACCUCCAGGUCCGGGUCCACCUGUAGCAGGUCCACCUGAAGCAGGUCCAGGUCCACCUGUACCAGGUCCGGUUCCACCUGUAGCAGGUCCAGGUCCACCUCCAGGUCCGGGUCCAACUGUAGCAGGUCCAGGUCUACCUGUAGCAGGUCCAGGUCUACCUCCAGGUCCGGGUCCACCUGUAGCAGGUCCACCUGAAGCAGGUCCGGGUCCACCUGUAGCAGGUCCAGGUCUACCUGUAGCAGGUCCAGGUCUACCUCCAGGUCCGGGUCCAACUGUAGCAGGUCUACCUGAAGCAGGUCCGGGUCCACCUCCAGGUCCAGGUCCACCUGUAGCAGGUCCACCUGAAGCAGGUCCGGGUCCACCUGUAGCAGGUCCAGGUCCACCUCCAGGUCUACCCAUAGCAGGUCCACCUCCGCUCCAUCCAGCUGCUCUGCAGCAGCUUCCUCUGCUCCUGCAGACUGAGGACCUGCAUCCCCUCCAGCAGAUCAUGAGCAGCCGCCGGAAGAGGGCCCCCCCGGCGAGGGUGGAUGAGGAGGCCAAGAGGAGGCUGGCCUGGGACAUGCUGGAGGACCGCAGGAACGAGGUCCAGGACCAGCCCACCCCCUCCUGCUCCAGCGGCCCCCCGCCCAGCGCCGCGGAGGCUUUCUGCACGCCCCCCCUCCGGGUUUCAGAAGAGCGCCCUGGCCCGUCGGCGGACGGCAGCUCUUGCUCCGCCUCCUUGGCGCUCUCCGUCCUGCCGGCCUCCAGGCUGGCCCCUGUCUGGAAGGCUGUGAUCGGGGAGUUCAGAGUGCAGCCGGCUCGGCCCCCGCCCGAUGGGGAGCAGAGGGGGUUCACUCUGCACCGCGCGGGGGGGCAGCUGCGCCUCAGCUACAGCGCGGAGGAGCAGACGUGGAGCCCGGGGGGGGACGGCUGCCCCGCGGAGGCCGGCCUCAGCAGGAUCUCCCUGGAGGAGCUGGACUGGCUGCAGAGGAGGCGCGUGGUGCAGCUCCUCCACCAGGCAGACGCGCCGGCGUUCAAGGUUGGGAUUUUCCUGCUGGAAUCCGGACUGGGAAAGCCGGAGUUCCUCAGUGAGGGGAACGCUCGUCUGAAAAAGGCCAACCAGCUGCUGCAGAAGCUGAUGGAGUAUUUCUACGACUUCAUCAUCCCAGAGGUGGUGGACAACAACGAGGAGGAGUGCGACACGGACCUGGAGCGGCAGAACGUGGAGGAGCUGUACGACUACGUCAGACACGUGCAUCAGAGGGACAGCCAGCAGGGGGCGUGGGACGUCCAGCACAAAGCUCUGAUCCCGGUGCUGAGGCCCUACCAGAGCCAGGCCGUCAACUGGAUGCUGAGGAGAGAGCGGCUCCGGAGCGGCGCUCCCAAAGAUCCGUCGCUGCAUUUCCUCUGGAGGGAGCUGCUGACUCUGUGUGGGAAGAAGCUGUUUUACAACCCGUUCACUGGCUGUUUGAUCCGAGAGUUCCCGCUGAGCGGGAUCGAGUGGCCCGGCGGGAUCCUGGCCGACGAGAUGGGGCUGGGCAAGACGGUGGAGGUUCUGGCGCUCAUCCUGUCCCACAGCAGGCAGGACGUGCAGCAGGAGGCCCUCACCCUGCCGGCGGGGAAGUCGGUGAAUUAUUUCGUCCCUCCCCCUCCUCUGGAGAGGAAGGCGGCUUCGCGCUGCCGCUCCGCCGUCCCGCCCAGAGCCAGAGUGUCCUACCCCACCGUGCGCGCCAUGCUGGUCACCGCCAUCAAGGAGAUGCGAUCCGGCAAAGGCGCCUCCAUCAACGCCGUCUUCACCUACAUCCGCGCCACCUACGGCUACGACCUCCUGAAGAACCGCACCCACAUCAAGAAGACUCUGGCCAAGCUGAUCAGCGAGGAGCUGGUGGAGCAGGUCAAAGGUCGCGGCCUGGCGGGCUCGUUCCGGCUGGGGAAGAACCACAAAGAAACCCAGAAAAUCCUGGCGGCCGCGACCCGAUCGACGUGCAGACCGGCGGACGCCACGCCCAGGAAACCCUCGCAGAGGCGAGCCAAGGAGAGGGCGGAGGCCGCUCUGCACACCGCCCUCUCUGAAGAUCCAGUGUCUGGCUGUCCUGUGGAGGAGGACGGGGGCGGGGCUCCUCAAGAGGAGGAGGGGCUGCUCCACGCCGCGCCGGCCUCCACGCAGGCGAGUCUGGACAAGGCGGAGCUGCAGAGAGAGAGGAGUGUGGAGGAGGAGCCUGAGGAGAGGGGAGGAGCCUCUGAACCGGAGGAGACCCCCACCAGAGCGUCGCUCGCCCCCUUCAACACCCCCGACUACCGCUUCGAGUGCAUCUGCGGCGAGCUGGGCGUCAUCGACUGCAAGGCGCGCGUGCAAUGCAUGAACUGCCAGCUGUGGCAGCACGCCGACUGCGUCAACUACAAGGAGGAGAGCCUCGCCACCACGCCGUUCUACUGCCCCCACUGCCUGGUGGCCAUGAAGCCCGUCUCCACCGGCGCCACGCUCAUCAUCUCGCCCAGCUCCAUCUGCCAUCAGUGGGUGGAGGAGAUCAACCGCCACAUCAGGUCGGCCUCGCUGCGCGUGCUGGUGUAUCAGGGCGUGAAGAAGCACGGCUUCAUCCAGCCGCGCGUGCUGGCCCAGCAGGACGUGGUCAUCACCACCUACGACGUGCUGCGCUCCGAGCUCAACUAUGUGGACAUCCCGCACAGCAACAGCCAGGACGGACGCCGCUUCCGCAACCAGAAGCGCUACAUGGCGGUGCCCAGCCCCCUGGUGGCCGUGGAGUGGUGGCGCGUCUGCCUGGACGAGGCGCAGAUGGUGGAGUGUCCCACAGCGAAGGCGGCAGAGAUGGCUCUGCGUCUGGCGUCGGUCAACCGCUGGUGUGUGAGCGGGACGCCGGUCCAGAGAGGCCUGGAAGAUCUCUACGGCCUGGUGCUGUUCCUCGGAGUGGACCCGUACUGGGUCAAGCACUGGUGGGACCAGCUGCUCUACCGGCCGUACCGCCGCGGGAACACCGAGCCGCUCUACGCCGUCGUGGCUCAGAUUCUGUGGCGCUCGGCCAAGAAGGACGUCAUCGACCAGAUCCAGAUCCCCCCCCAGACGGAGGAGGUGCACUGGCUGCACUUCUCCCCCGUGGAGGGGCACUUCUACCACCGCCAGCACGAGGUCUGCUCCCGCGACGCUCUGCUCAAACUGCAGAAGAUCUCCGACUGGAGCCUGAAGCUGGGCAGCCUGGACCGCCGCACCGUGGACAGCAUCCUGUACCCGCUGCUGAGGCUGCGGCAGGCCUGCUGCCACCCCCAGGCUGUGAGGGGGGAGUUCCUGCCCCUGCAGAAAAGCACCAUGACGAUGGAGGAGCUCCUGAAGUCCCUGCAGAAGAAGUGUCGGGUGGAGUGUGAGGAGGCGCACCGCCAGCUGGUGUGCGCUCUGAACGGCCUGGCCGGCAUCCACAUCAUCAGACGGGAGUUUGUGGAGGCGGCAGAGAUGUACAGGGAGGUGCUGCGCUCCUCCGAGGAGCACAAGGACCGGCUGAAGACGGACUCGCUGCAGAGGCUCCACGCCACCCACAACCUGAUGGAGCUGCUGAGCGCAAAGCAUUCUGGGAUUCCCCCGACGCUGAGGGACGACCGGCUGAGCGAAGAGGCGGAGCAGCUGCGGCAGCACUACAUGACCAAAUACGACCACGAGGUGGCCGACGCCCACCAGGCCCUGCAGCCGGUGCUGCAGAACAUCAAGGAGCUGAAGCGGCAGGUCGACCUGAGCUCUCCGUGGUGGCUGGAUGUGAUCCAGAAGGCCAUCCGCUUCUCCACGGCCGACGACCUGGUGUCCCGGGUCAAGAACGAGCUGACGUCCAGCUACAAGCAGCCGGCCAACAAGCUGUCCAUGGCAGAAAAGUUUCGUGACGCCUCUGGUCUGCAGUUUCUGCUCAGCACUCAAAUGCAGGACCUGAUGCGGUCUCAGCAGACGGUUCGGGAUGCGGUGAAAAGCCUGGAGGGGCCGGCCUCCAGAGAGGUCAUCGAGGAGGCCACCGUCUGCCACCUCAGGCCCAUGCGGCUCCCUCUCAACAACUGCGUGUUUUGCAAAGCAGACGAGCUGUUCACGGAUUACGAGUCCAAGCUGUUCGCUCACACCGUGAAAGGCCAGACGGCCAUCUUUGAGGAAAUGAUUGAGGACGAAGAGGGGCUGAUGGACGACCGCCUCCCCACCACCAGCCGCGGCCUGUGGGCCGCCAGCGAGACGGAGCGCACGCUGAAGGCCAUCCUGUCAUUCGCCAAAAGCAGACGCCUGGACCCGGAGCUGGUGGAGGAGGGAAACACCUUCAUGGAGCUGUUUGAGAACUGGAAGAAGGAGUACAAGGUUCUGCACGAGUACUGGAUGGUGCUGCGGAAUCACGUGUCGGCCAUCGACGAGCUGGGCAUGGCCACGGAGAGGCUGCGCGUCCGUCUGCCGGACGAGCCCAAGCCCAAGCUGCUGCACAUCAUCGAACCGCACGAGGUGGAGCAGAACCGAGUCAAGCUUCUGAACGACCAGGCGGUGGCCAAGUCUCAGCUGCAGAAGAAGCUGGGACAGUUUCUGUACCUCACUAACCUGGAGAAGUCCCAGGACAAGUCCACCGGCGGGCUGAACCCAGAACCGUGUCCCAUCUGUGCCCGGCCUCUGGGCCAGGAGUGGGCGGUGCUGACCUGCGGCCACUGCUUCUGUAACGAGUGCAUCUCCAUCAUCGUGGAGCAGUACAGCGUGGGCUCGCGGCGCCGAGCCAUCAAGUGCGCCAUCUGCAGGCAGACCACGUCCCACACAGAGAUCUCCUACGUCUUCACCACGCAGGCCAGCAGCCAGGACCAAGACGUCCCCGUGAAGGGAAGCCAUUCCACCAAGGUGGAGGCCGUGGUGAGGACGCUGAAGAGGAUCCAGAUCCGGGAUCCCGGGGCCAAGUGUCUGGUCUUCUCCACGUGGCAGAACGUUCUGGACAUCAUCGCCAAGGCCUUGUUUGACAACAACAUGGAGUUCUCCCAAAUCAACGGGAUCCACAAAUUCCAGGAGAACCUCAGCUCCUUCAAGUACGAGGACCAGAUCAACAUCCUCCUCCUCCCCCUCCACACGGGCUCCAACGGGCUGAACAUCAUCGAGGCCACCCACGUCCUGCUGGUGGAGCCCAUCCUCAACCCCGCCCACGAGCUGCAGGCCAUCGGCAGAGUGCACCGCAUCGGACAGACCAAGCCGACGUUUGUUCACAGAUUCCUCAUCAAGUCCACCAUAGAGGAGCGGAUGCAGGCCAUGCUGAAGACGCAGGAGAAGAGUCACAGCAGCGCAGCCAUGAAGCACUCGGAGGCCGCCGUCCUGACCGUGGCGGACCUGGCGGACCUGUUCACCGAGGACGCCGAGUCUCUGGAGUGAAACCGCACCGCGACCACGAAAGUUUCUGCUCCUUCAGCUCUCAUGGACAGAACCGGACCGUUCUGGAUCAGCGCCCUCUGGCGGUCGGACAGACCCCUGAGGAUCGGGAUCCGAGCCCUUCUCUGUGAUCUGAUGAUUCCUCUGGAUCUGGAUUCAGAUCUGAACGAUGAACUCCUGAUGAUCCGCCGGGUCGUUCCCGGCGCCGCCCGUUCUUUAUUUAUUGGAAUAAACGCAGACGCGUCUUUUACGAA